This is a messenger RNA of Racocetra persica, 854 nucleotides long. Lineage: Eukaryota; Fungi; Glomeromycota; Glomeromycetes; Diversisporales; Gigasporaceae. The record is from the annotation of a GenBank genome assembly.
AUACGCGAGUUAUUUGCCAAGGUUUUACUGGGAAACAGGGUACGUUCCAUUCGCAACAAGCCAUUGAAUACGGAACCAAUUUAGUUGGAGGUGUUUCACCCAAGAAAGGAGGUACAACUCACUUAGGGUUGCCUGUGUUUAACACCGUAGCUGAAGCAGCUCGCGAAUUAAAACCAGAUGCAUCUGUAGUUUAUGUUCCUCCUCCUUUUGCUGCCUCCGCUAUUAUAGAAGCCAUCCAAGCUGAAAUUCCAUUAGUAGUUACGAUUACGGAAGGUAUUCCACAGCAUGAUAUGGUUAGGGUUGUGAAAGUAUUGAAAUCUCAAAAUAAGACUCGCCUUAUAGGGCCGAAUUGUCCCGGUAUCAUUGCGCCAGGUGCUUGUAAAAUUGGAAUUAUGCCUGGUCAUAUACACCAAGUAGGAAAAGUUGGCAUAGUGUCUCGAUCCGGAACUCUGACUUAUGAGGCAGUUGGCCAAACAACUCAAGUAAACCUUGGACAGUCGUUAUGCGUUGGUAUUGGUGGAGAUCCGUUUAAUGGCACUAACUUUAUAGAUUGUUUGAAAUUAUUUUUGGAUGACGAAAACACGAAAGGUAUUAUAUUGAUUGGGGAAAUUGGUGGUUCAGCUGAAGAGGAGGCGGCAGAAUUUCUCAAGGAACAUAAUUUAACACGAAGCCAGCCAAAACCAGUGGUGUCCUUUAUUGCUGGUUUAACUGCACCACCUGGUCGUCGUAUGGGUCACGCAGGUGCUAUUAUAGCCGGUGGAAAGGGUACCGCAGGCGACAAAAUUAAAGCUUUAGAGAACGCAGGUGUAGUUGUGUCUAGGAGUCCAGCAAAGUUAGGUAUUACUUUGAGAGAG